Molecule: messenger RNA, 6490 nt
Organism: Cyprinus carpio (common carp)
Lineage: Eukaryota; Metazoa; Chordata; Actinopteri; Cypriniformes; Cyprinidae
Exons: 11
Coding region: 309-6227 (1972 amino acids)
Biological process (GO): protein targeting to membrane
Cellular component (GO): nascent polypeptide-associated complex; cytoplasm
Source: RefSeq, a predicted model, not a curated record
GUGUGUUGGAGCAGGGUUGGAACUGAAGUCUUCAGGAUGGUAGCACUCCAGGAGCAGGGCUGGAGAUCCCUGACUUAAACUGAAGUCAGUUCCCCUCAAGUUCACAGCAGGGUAAACACCAGAGCCUCCAAGAGAUAGAAAAAUCUGCUGACAUCAUUGUCCAAGACCCACUUGCUGAAACGAGAGCAGGAGGGAGAGAAGGAGAGAAGGAGACAGAGCGAGCGAGAGAGAGAGAGAGAGGGAGGGGGAGAGCGAGUUUACUGGCUCCUGGUUUUUAGGCAGUGCGUCAGAGGCUCUGCCACACAGAUAUGCCUGGUGAGACUGCACAUCGGAGCGGCCCCACACAGGGCCUUUUGGACUCUGGAGACCCACAAUCAGAGCUGCCAGGACCAGAUCUGUCUGGUCAAACAUCCAGCUCUUCAGCCUCAACUCCAACAGACAGUGCCUCCAGUCCUUCUCCCAGCAGCCCUCCAAAACUCUCCCCACUAUGUACUCCUUUUGGACCCCGCCUGGUAAUGGCCAAACCAACCACAUCUCCUCGCCCACAGCCUGAGGGUGCAAGUUUUGAAUUAGAAGGGUAUUCUGGAAAUUUCGGCCGACCAACAGGGCGGUUUGGUAGAGGAGCCUGCAGACGAGGUCCUAUGAAAAUGGAACGGAUCAAAGUCCUAACUGGAUCAGAAAUAGAAAGUGACUUUCAAGAGCCAGAGACCAUGGACUCAAGGGUGGUAAUGGGGCAAGAGGCUCUGCUGAGAAACAUGGACACACAAAGUGGAGUGCUGCUAGGAAAGCAGAUAGGUCAAGAAACACCUAGUUCAGGACACCAGCCCUCAGAACCUUCCAUGAAAUGUCACAUUGGGCUAGAUGAAAAUGCAAAGCUAGAUACUGGUCAGGUGAGUUCUACUGCAGAUCAGACUAAGAGUUUGACUUCAGUUCCAGAACAGGAGAAAAGCAUAGGUCAGAUACCUGAAUGUCAAGUCCUAGAGUCCAAAGUGAGAGAUGCCGAAUUGACAGACAGCAGUACUCUUUUCCCAGAUAAUGAGGGAGAGCCACUGUCUUUAUCUCAGGGUGAAGUGCCUUCCUUGUCAUUUUCCGAGCCUCCCUAUGUUGUUGACCCACAACGCAUUGGUGUCCUUCCAGGACUUGAUCCUGAUCGCUACUAUACAGCCCCUUCCACCCCCAUUAAGAUGGCUUACUGCUCACAUCUCAAGCAACAGUGGCGCCCAGGGAGCCCAAGCCAAAGUCCAGGAUCUCCAACUGAUGAGUCUGAUCUGUGCUCCCCUCCUACCUCUCCCUCUGGUUCCUACAUGACUGCUGAGGGAGGCAGCUGGACUUCAUACACCUCCAGCACCUCCCACUCAUGCUCUCCAAACUUAACAGCUGAGGCAGAGUUGCAAGAAGCUCCUGCUUGCUAUGUGGAGUCCCUCUCAGAGAUUGGUGAUGAGCUUGGAGAUGAUCGAACUGGUAACGAAAGGGAUGCUUGUCUGGGUAAACCUGAUAUGCCGGAGUUGCUGCAAGAUGUUGCCUGUGAAGUGGAUAUACUAACAAGGGACACCUGUAGUCCUCAUUGGGUUACAGAACAUGUUUCCACACAAGAGAACAGCAGCAACAAGAGUAAAACAGACUGCCAGGAGGACACAGGGGUGUCUGAGGGCUCUCUGAGGCCUAGAGAUUUCCAGAAAGCCCCUGAUGCAACUCAAACUUUUAAUGAUUCACAUCAAAGUCUUGAAAUAGAUUUCAAUGCCUGUUUCUCAGAGCCAUCUGUGAGCCUGGAUCACCCUAUAACACCAGACGAUAAUGCAUCUGCUGCACUGGAUACAGGGAGCGAAACCCCUGUCACCCACUCUCCAGAGACUGUAGACAUAGAAAGUAAUAGCAGUAAUAGUUUAUAUCUCAGUGCCUCUGCUCCUCUGUUCCAUGGCUAUUCUAGAGAGGAUGGGCUUGGGAGUGAUGCAAUGUUUCCUGCUUCUAUGUUGCCUUUCCAUGGAAGCCUGAUAAUCCAGGCAGAUUCCAUGGAUAUAACCCUGUUCCCCACUGAUGAUGAGCAGGGGAAUGAUGUGGAUGCAUAUGCUGCUGGAGAAGAGGAAGCCGAUGUAGAUGAGUAUGAUGAUGAAGAUGAGUGUGAUGUUGAAGAUGUGGUUAAUGAUGAGGCACAGCAACAAAAGGCAGCUUGGAAGGUUGAAAAGGAAGUGGAAGACCCAAAUGAAGAUGACACCUCUGCAUCCUUUCUAAAUUCCCUUUCAGAGAAUUCAAUAAACGAAGGUGUAGAUGAGUCCUUUGCUUUUCAGGAUGACACUGAGGGCUCAAUUGAUUCCACGUCUUAUAACGGGGAUGAAGACGACCAUAUGUACUCCACAGAGAAGCAUGCAGAACUCGCUCAACAGUUCCCUGGGCCAGAUGAACCUGUGCAGGUUGAAGACGACCAUCUGUACUCCACAGAGAAGCAUGCAGAACUCUCCCAACAGUUCCCUGGGCCAGAUGAACCUGUGCAGGUUGAAGACGACCAUCUGUACUCCACAGAGAAGCAUGCAGAACUCUCCCAACAGUUCCCUGGGCCAGAUGAACCUGUGCAGGUUGAAGACGACCAUCUGUACUCCACAGAGAAGCAUGCAGAACUCUCCCAACAGUUCCCUGGGCCAGAUGAACCUGUGCAGUCAGUAAGCCAUGCAAAACCCGAAUCUUCUGGUAGUGAGAGUGAAAUGGAGAUAUCCUCCGGAUCAUCUGAACUUCCACGUGUAGAACUUCAAGAGAAUCUGGCAGACUGCAGUGUUCAAGGUGAAAGCGUAAUCACACAACAAAUUUCAGAAACAAAGUUGCUGAAGGGUGAGCUUUCAAAAGAAUUGACUGCACAGACCGAAACAAUGGAUAUGGAAGGAAAACAGAGUACAGAUCCAUCAACAGUCACGGUAACAUCAGAGAAAGGACAGCAGAUCGCCACAGAUGAUCCAACAUUACCUGUUGAUCAAGGCAAAGUAGAACAAAUUUGUAGUACAGUUGAUUCCUGUGUGGCAGGUGCUACAGCUGCUGACAUGUGCUACAAGACUAACGUAGAUGAUAGCCAGGAACUGGAUCAGAAAAAUGGAAAUAGUAUGGAGUUAGCAGAAACCGCAACCAAUGACCUAAAUAAGGGAGUCCCCCAACUAACAUACCUGGAUGAAUGCAGCCCCACAAACAUUCCAGUUUGUGCCUAUCCUGAACUGUGUGACAUCUCAGAUAAUUUAACACCAACUGAUGUUUUACCAUUUGAACGUUCCAUGAAUCAAGAUAAUCUGACAGAGAAUCAACCUGGCAAUGAUGUAAACCAAACCUCUCAAACUAUGUCCUGCUCCACAUACAGCAGACUUGUCAUUUCGCCAAAGAAAGAGAACUCUGAGAGCUAUAUGACAGAAGAGGAACUUUACUCUGAGAGUUGGACACCAAGGGACCCCUUGUCUUUAGGUGAAUGCUGUGACUUUGAGGCUGAAAAUCUGCUCAUGUGUGAGAUAGCUAGAUCAGUGCAGAGUAAAGGUUUGCCUGUCUCUCAUAACAUUGCCGCUGGAGAAGACAUCAUGGGUGAUGAUGAGGACAACAACCGAUAUUGUGACCUCCAAGAGAAAAUGACAGACAUUGAUGUUGGUGAGGUUGAGUCAAACAUUGCCAGCUGGAGAUCGAUUCAAGAUCUUUCAGAGGCAGGAGGGGGUGAGGAUGAUGCAAAUAACCUUCAAAAUCCAGAGAGCAAUCAACUCAUAGAUUGCAGUUCAGAUAAGGGUCUGAUGCCAUUGUGGAAUGAUCCAGAAAAAACUUCCACACCCUUAAUCCUGAGUGCUUCAUCAGAAAUUACAUUGAAUAUGCUUUCAGAUGAUGCAAAAGAUGUGAAAGAUCAAACUCCAAAUACAGACUUCAACAUUCCAGAGGAUUUAUCUUCAGACCCAUUAAGGAAGGAAAGUGAUGAAAUAACAUCUGAACGGCCUCAGGAUGUGGAAUCUUGUCAAGGACCUAAUAAUGUCACAUUAACAGCAACCAUUUCCCCAGAACACGCUGAUCUUUGUGGAUCUUCUUCAAAAACAGUCAUUUCUUACCAAUCAGAUAAUCUUGGUCCAGUUUCAAAUCAGGGUCAUUCAAAUUCUCAAAAAAUUACCCUAACAAACACUGACUCUGUCUUGGAAAACAAUCUCACAUUCAACUUGCAAGGAGGAUCGUUUGGUACCUUCACAUUCAGAAAGAAACCAACUGAUAUAAAGAUUGUUGACCCCUCAGAAUCAACAAUUCCCCAACAGAUUUCCGUCUCUCAUAAAGAGACAUCAAACUCCCAUGAUGUGGCUUCAAAUGAGGUUGUGGGGGAGAAAGUAAUUCAGUUAAGAGCACACAUCAAACAUGAAACAGUAACAGAUGAAGCUAAAACCACUGACAGACAAUUUCUUGAACAAGAGACUACAACUGACGCUCAGGAUCAGGAAACAGCUAAAUCUGACUCACAUGAGAAGGGAAAAGAGGGAUUGAAAACAUGUCAAAAGAGAGAGGAACAAGAUUUUACAGAGAAUGUUUCAUUCCUGGAGCAGAACAAAAAUUCUGAUGGCGAUUCACAUAAAUCAGGUCUUUCCCAAGCUGACAGUGAUGAGGCAACACCAAAAACAGCACAGAUUGCUAAUUCUGGUCAUGCCACAAAACCAAAGGUAACUGAUGCCCUUAAAGCCAACAUUGCAGAUUUAGCCUCAAUGGGAAAUGAAAAGAUCCAGUGCCAAGGAAAGGAAAUGGAGACUACAGAUAUUCAAGCUCCACAUUUUGAUAUAUUUUCAGUGAGAGAGGAAUUUGGUGAAACCCUGCAGAAAGAUGAUGUCUCUAUAACAGAGAACACUGCACUUAACCAAACACCAGAACAAUCAAUGUUUGACUCCCCUGACCCUAGCUGUAUUGAGCCAAAAGAGUCUGUUCAUACAGAGCCAGUUGCUGUAACUCAGACAACAGACCUUACAAGGCCAGAUGGGCAGAAAGAACUUUCAGACAGAUCUUUGAGCAGAGGAAGUUUGACAGAAAGCACAAGAGACAUCAAUGACAAUCACGUAGGGGGCAGUUCAUUCCUCAGGGUGGACAUGCCAGAACAAGAAAUGGUCUCUCCAACAUGUUCAUCCACUGUUGUCCAGGAGAAGGAUCUCUCUACCCCCAUUCAGGAGUCACAGCCCAUCCAUGAGAUCUCCCAAACUUCUGCUGCCUUCUCACAUAUUCAGCCAGCUCCUGACAGCAAACCCAGCCAACCUGACUAUCAAAGUCCCAUUCGGACUCCUGAAAUAAGCAGUAUGGAAUCAGCAGCAAGGGAAACAGAGGAACAAACACCAACUUUGGUUCCUAUUCAAGACACAUAUGAUCAUGAAAGUGAAAGAACAGUCAUGACAGCAAAACCAUGCAGACAUGAGAACCCUCCAGUAUGCAAGGGACACCAAACAGAACAGUCCCAGUCCACAACACCCACUGGACAAACAGACAGUACCCAUGUCCAAAGAACACUGAAUCAGUCAGAUGAAAGAGAGAUGCUCCCCUGCAUCAGUCCACGACCAGACUCCUUGGUAAAAACUCAGCAAAAGCAAGCUGAGCGACUGAGUAUAGAGCGAGACUUGUGCCCAAUUAGCUACAGAUCAAAAGGCCCAGAGGAUGUGGAUCUCCCCUUCAAAAACAAUAUAGGUUCAGGUAAUGAAACAGACAGUGAUGGCUCAGUACCUGAGCUAGAGGAACCCAGUGGGACAUUGCUGAGACCCUCAAAUCCACAGUUGGCACACUCUCCUGCUGAUGAGUCAGUGAGCAGAGCCAAACAAAGUCGAAGUGAGAAAAAAGCACGAAAGGCGAUGUCAAAGCUCGGGCUGAAACAGAUCCACGGAGUGACACGCAUCACCAUUCGGAAGUCCAAAAAUAUUCUCUUUGUAAUUACACGUCCAGAUGUGUUCAAAAGCCCUGCCUCAGAUAUUUACAUAGUCUUUGGAGAGGCCAAGAUUGAAGACCUAUCACAGCAGGUUCACAAGGCAGCGGCAGAGAAAUUUAAGGUUCCUCUUGACCCCUCACCUCUCCCAUCAGACAUCACACCAACCCUGACCAUAAAAGAAGAGAGCGAGGAAGAAGAGGAGCUGGAUGAGGGCGGGCUGGAGCAGAGAGAUAUUGAGUUGGUGAUGGCACAGGCCAAUGUGUCUCGAGCUAAAGCAGUUCGUGCACUGCGCCACAACAAGAAUGACAUUGUCAAUGCCAUUAUGGAGCUGACCAUGUAAAAAAGGAAUUCCCUGCCCCUUGCGUGUCACCCCCCCCCCCCCCCAAGUAAUGCUGCUAUAUUGCACCGCCCAAACUCCUGCUGAAAUAAAUCUGUUACAACCAGAGCUCUUCGUUUCCAAACAUUAUCUACGAAUCAUAUAAAUGCACCUUACAAACAAAAAUGUAUCGUUAUACAUUUUGAACAAACUUUUAAUAUUGCCGUAAUGGCUCAGAUGGUAGAUCAGAAGAUUGUAGAAAUAAAAGCUUAUAUCCUCAAAGCUGA